Molecule: messenger RNA, 1373 nt
Organism: Loa loa (African eye worm)
Lineage: Eukaryota; Metazoa; Nematoda; Chromadorea; Rhabditida; Onchocercidae
Exons: 11
Coding region: 1-1281 (426 amino acids)
Source: RefSeq, a predicted model, not a curated record
AUGGGUUCAUCGAAACGAACAAAUGGUACCAACGAUACAAAUCGUAAACCAGGCUGUCCUAUACCAUUACCAUCCGGUUGUUUACGUGGAUUACCUUUGCCGUCAUCGUUUGAGGAUGGUAUUAAAAUGAAAUGCAGCAAUAUACAAUGUCCAUAUCAGGAACAAUUAAUGCAUCCGGAAUGUUUUCAUGCAUUAGAAGAUAAUCUUGUCAAGAUUAUGAGUAAUAUAGGAUCAGCUCGUGGAUGGACGGAUGCACAAAGACGAUCAAAUUUAUGGGAUAAGAAAGGUUUAUCAUUAAUCCAACGUAAAUGUCGUUGUGUUUGUGGCUUAGGACUUAUGCGACUUGAUCAAACAGCGAUAUUCCUAGCUAAUCAAAAUGCAACACCAUUACGGACAACACCGCCAAAAAGUAAAAAAGGAAGAAAAAAUCUUCCAAGAUUAAAUUUUGGCUCAACAAAUGUAGCAACAAUUCAAAACGAUAAGCAUUUUAACAAAAAUGGGAACAAGAAACGAAAUACCUUCUUACGUCCGAUGUCAUCCAAUGAUUAUUCUCUUUCAGCAUCAUCAUCUAUAACAAAAUACAGUCAUGGUAGUGAGCGCCGAACAGUAUCAUAUACAUUUCGUAGAGAGAAAUGUGAACCAGAAGCAAGGAAUACAAAAAGUGAAUAUGGAUGGAUUCAGAAGAAACCGAUUACACAACCGAUUGCUACGGAAAGAAAACCAUUUAUUUCAAAAAAAGUUAAUGGAAAAAUUUCAUAUGCUGAAGCUACCGUAAUGAAACAUAAUGAUAAUGGAUUUGUCUUUAGUGAAAGUCAAUUUCCGAAAGCUGAGAAUGUUGAAAAUGGUAUACGAUCAUUAUCCUUUUGUGCAGCAUUUAGUGAUUUGCAAACACAGAAAUUUGAUACACCUCAAACUCAUCCACUACUUGAUUCUAUUGAUUUGUCAACAAAUACUUCGACUAUAUCACUUCCAUUUGAUGAUUUUCAAAAUUCGCUGCGUUGUUCUGUCAGUAGUGAUAAGACAUGUGAAUCUAAAAGUUAUUAUCAUAUCGAAUCAGAAUUUUUUGUUAGUCCAGUUGAUUUUUCAACGAUACUACCAUCACCACCUGAAACACCAUCUGGUUCACUUUCAUUCACCGAUGAUAGUCAAAUGAUAUCACGAAAAGAUGAUCUUCAAGAUGUUGAUAGUGAAUCGACUGGUUAUUACAGUCUAUUUGCUGGAUAUUCAUUCCGUCUUGGUGAAAUUUUAAUUGCGGAAAGCUACCUUCCAGGAUUACUUUAAAUUUUCUGAAGUAAAACUGUUCAUGAAUCCGCCAUAAAUAAAUGAAACAUUGACUUAUAUCUUAACAUUUAACCUUCACUCGAUCAUGCACC